Molecule: messenger RNA, 1138 nt
Organism: Onychostoma macrolepis
Lineage: Eukaryota; Metazoa; Chordata; Actinopteri; Cypriniformes; Cyprinidae
Product: Protein C19orf12 homolog-like
Exons: 3
Coding region: 234-659 (141 amino acids)
Source: RefSeq, a predicted model, not a curated record
AUUCUGGAUAACAGUUUAUCAAACAUAUCUAAUAAGUCUUCGCCGACUAAAUGCAGUCAACGAAGUUGAAAUGGUUAAAGAGUCGCCUCUACGAGCACGCGGAGAAUAUCACUGAGCACAGCACGGAAGUGCACGUCAAUAUAUCACGCUUAUGAAUAUGAGACCGAAAGUAACUUUAACUUGCCGAACCCCUGCUCUAGUUCAAAGACAAACGGGUUUUGUAACACUUAAAAAUGGCAAAUCGAAAAGAUGAUAUAAUGAAACUUUGCUGUGAAAUCUCCGCAAGUAAGAAGAUAAAAGCAGCAUUUAAAAACUCAGCGAAAGGAGCUGCAGUUGCUGGAGGAACUGCUUUUGUUGGAGGGCUCCUCGGUGGUCCAGCAGGCAUCGCUGUUGGUGCUGCUGUGGGAGGUGUGCUGGGAGGAUGGAUGACCAGCGGCCAAUUCAAGCCUCUUCCUGAGAUCCUCAUGGAAAUGGCUCCUGCACAGCAGGAGCAACUGUACUCUGAUGUCAUGGCCAUAUUGGGUACACUGAAGUGGACUGACGUUCCUCAGCUAAUAGCUCAAGUUAAUGGGAAUGCCACUCUACAUGAGCAGGUCCUGGGUGCCAUACUCAAUUAUACUAAAAACCAACUCAAAGCUGAUGUGCGGUAUGAAGACUGACCGCUGGAGAGUAAAUGUCACUGGUUUUAGUUUUAGUGCAUAGAUUUCUCUUUUACUGGGGGAUACUUUCAGCCACUGAUUUUAAACUUUUUAACUGUUUUUUAUCUUUUAAGUAUGCUUAUGGAUGUUAGGGCAUUACAAAUUCUAAAUAUAUUAAUGUCAGAAGACCGAAACACUGACUUAUUUGUUAGAGCUAGUUUCAAUGCUUAAGGACAAGCUUGAAGAACAAGUUGUGACUAUUUCGCAUUCUUCAUGUCAUAUACAUGUCAUAUGUUUAAAACACUAUAGAAUGUAUAAAAUGUCACUAUGUGAAAGUAGAAUAUUAUAGGCUUACAUGUUUAUGCUACACAGUUUACAAAUCAGAAAUAUAGGCAUGAUCAAAAGCACAUACUCUCUUCAUUCAAGUUGUCAAUGCAAAAUGUGUAAUGUAGGUGUCACUGCAUAUUGAGAUGAAUGCAUAAAGAAAAACAUAAAAGCGA